Messenger RNA from Culex pipiens pallens (northern house mosquito), 2970 nucleotides. RefSeq lists its product as uncharacterized. The transcript is spliced from 2 exons. Gene Ontology annotation, molecular function: protein binding. The record is from RefSeq and is a predicted model, not a curated record. The coding region runs from base 131 to 2833 and encodes 900 amino acids. NCBI's taxonomy places the organism in Eukaryota, Metazoa, Arthropoda, Insecta, Diptera, Culicidae.
GUAACUUCAUGGGCUGCAUUUGAACAACGUUACGAAAUGAUUCACGCCAAGGUGUUCACUAUAAACCCGACACGUUCCCACAGGAAAUCCACCAUUCGUCAGCUAACCUUCGUAGUGAUUGGUUCAAACCAUGGAAGGAGAUCAAAGUGAGUUGGAGUCCGAAUAUCCGGAAGAGUUCGGAUUUGGAUUGUUUGACGAUUUUCCCGCCGAUGCAGUGCACCCGCUGAUGAUCGACGACUACGAGGACGAAGCGGAGUUGAGGCGCAAACUUAAGCAGCGAGGUGCGAACAUUUAUACGCCGAUGAAGGAAUCCACUCAGUUGCAUCGAGCGAUUAGACGCGGGGACGAGUUCAAGAUUAAGCUGCUGAUUGACGCGUAUCAGGAGGAUUUCGAGAAGGUUGGGAGAUAUUUGGAGACGGAGUUUGGGUGGGAUUUGGCCGAUCGUGUUUGGUUGUGGAAGACCAUACUGGUAGCAAACAGUGAAGACGAGUGUCAAACUGCGAAAAGUUUGGAAAACAAGAAUAUCAGUCGCGAACAGUUGCGUGACGCAGUGUUUGUACUGCUACAACACCCGGUAAACGACGAAGAGGUAGCGAUACUUCAUCCAGAUGAAUCAACGCGACUCCCAACUAUUCAGCUGAUCAACCGGUUGAUCCCAAACGGUUACCUCACGUGGAGCAAUGUUGAGUCCGAGGAGAAGCAGGAAACGUUCAUGGAAACGGCUGCAGCACGUGGCUUAAACAACGUGAUCGAUCGCCUGUACGAGUUGGGAGCACCGAUCUCCAUUCUGGAGCACAACCCGUUGCUGUCAGCUUGUAGAUCCUCCAAGCAGGACACGAUCCAGUGGCUGCUCACCAAGUACUUUGACUUCUUUGACUGCACAGCUCGUAACCGUUCGCAGGACAACGCACUGAUCGUGGCGAUGCAAAAGAAUGACCACAAAAUGUUCGAUCUCUGUCUGGAGAAGAUGAUCGCGUAUCGUCAGUGCUAUUUCAGUGAAACCGAGUCGGAGGCUUUCGGUCGGCUGUUCCGAUUCGAAGCUAAAGAUUUGGAAAGUUUGUCCAUUUUCACAUUUUAUCGAAAUGGCCCAGUUAAAGGAAGUAUUGAGCGUGCCAUAGAGAAGUACGGGUUCGAUCUCGCCUACCAGUGGAAAGGAGUAACCAUCCUGGUUUGCAUGCUGUGCCGAAAUAUUGCCCUGGACUACUGCUUCGAGGGCAUCCGGAAGAAUCCCAAACUGCUGGGAAUGGUCGUUCACGGAAAUACCACUGUAUUACACGAAGCAAUACGGUUCAAACAUUUGGAUUUCCUACGAGAAAUGUACCAGCUGACUCCAGAGGUCAAAGACUACUUCAACGGUGAGGGAGGACUGAACGUGCUGAGGACUGUGCUGUACGAAAAAAGUCACGACAGGGUAGACUUCAUCCUCAAGCAUCACGUGGAUUUCUUGAAAAGUGACGAACCAGCACUGAAAGAAAUUGUGUGCAGCAAUAUUUACUCCAAAGAACACUAUGAUCAGCACUACAAAUUGUUCAUACAGUAUUUCCCCGAGUACAGAGAUGAGAUCGAGAAAGCUAGAACGCAACCACCCACGCAAUACUAUUCAUUCGGCGUUGAAGGAUCAUUCACUUCUAUCGGGAUCGACGUGUCCAACUUGGACGACCUACCGAAGCCGUACUCCACUGUUAGAGGAUCCAAAGGAGAGACGCUUCUCCACCUGGCGGUCGAAAAGGACAACCGAGAACUGUUCACCAAGCUGAUCGAGGCUGGUUGUGACCUGGCCACGCUGGACAACGAAGGCAACCAUCCGAUUCAUUUCGUGCAGAGCGUAGCUAUGCUGGAUCUGAUCAUCGAGCGACAUCCAGAAGGUCGCAAGCUGAUCCAACUAACAAAUCAGGACGGAUUAACGGUUCUGCACAAGAUUUGCUCCCUUUAUAUAGGGCACGAGCCGUUGAUUUCGCUGCUGGAGAAGGUUAUCGACCUUGGAGCGGACGUUCACCAGUUGACCAACGAAGGAGAAUCGGUCGUAUUCUUCACGGGAAGUACCGCCGUUCUGGAAGUCCUGAUGAAGCACAACGUCCAGCUCGACAUAGCGACCAAAGAGGGAGAAACGGCACUGCUGCGAGCUCUGAGAAAUGGGAACACCUGGAUGGUUCGCGAUUUGCUGAGACACGUUCACCAGCUGCCAACUUUUAAAGAUCACGCCCACAAGUACCUGGAACCGAUGCUCGGACGGAAUCGCGACUUUUUCAGCUGCGACUAUCAGGACUUCUUGGAGCAGUAUCCGGAAACAACCAAACUGUUGUUCGAUUCGCUGUUCAACCAUUCCCGCGAGGAGGCCUCUCGGGUGUUCAACAAAGUUUGCGGAAGUGCCCACAACUUUGUUUCGCGAAAGUUUUUGGAGUUUGACUACGAUCUGGACUACAACUACCAGGACGACUACCAGUACACUCCGAUAGUGGGACUGCUGAGCUACAUGGAGGAACCGAACAGGCACAUCGUGGAGCAGUUGCUCCAGAAGGGGGUCGAUCUGCACAUCCGUAAUCAGUGGGGACGGGAUGCAUUACAAGUUUUGGUCAAUGGAUUCCGGUCUGCCAAGUGGUACGGACACGACGUUGGGACGGUACAGCUGCUGGUGGAUCAUGGUGCCGCUGUAAAUGCAACCGAUGAGGAAGGAAACACUGCGUUGCACUUGGCGUUCAAAGACGGAGAAGCGGAACUGAUAGAAGUUCUAGUCCGGAAUGGAGCCGAUCUCAGUGCGAAGAAUAAGGAAGGAAAAGUACCGUUGCAGAUGGCUUCUGAAGUUAUUCAAAAAAUAUUCUAUUUUUUGGCUUGAAAAAUAAUUAUAUCCAUAUAUAUUUGCAAGAAAUUCAUCAGAUAAAUGAAAAUUUAUCAAAACUUAUAGAGCAUUUCGACGCUGUCAUUCUAACUAACCUUGAAUAAACAUAAAAUAGAGCACGCAAUGUAAACAAU